Messenger RNA from Arabidopsis thaliana (thale cress), 1003 nucleotides. RefSeq names its product replication factor-A carboxy-terminal domain protein. The record is from RefSeq and is marked reviewed. Lineage: Eukaryota; Viridiplantae; Streptophyta; Magnoliopsida; Brassicales; Brassicaceae. The transcript has 4 exons. The coding region runs from base 303 to 803 and encodes 166 amino acids.
GCUUUUACGGUUUCUGAAUGUUGUUGAGUCGCGGUCUCUAAAGCUUGUGGUGGACAAAGCGAGGACCGACCCACUUAUAUCGUACCUCGGACUCUACAUGGAUAAGUUUUCGGGUUCUAGUAGAAACACAACAAAGAUAACAAUCACAAGGACACUAAAGGAAGAGCAGCAACUACAUGAUUUGUAAGAAAUAACUCUCAAGGAUUCAUCACAUAAGUGUUAGGUAUUCUUGAGAAUAUCUAUGUGCAUCAAGUCAUAUAUGUGUCACUAUCAAUUCUUAGAAAGCCCUAAAGUUAAGAGACAUGGAAGCCACUGAAACGGUUCUUUGCACGUUGCUUGCCGUCGACCUCACAGAUUAUUGCUAUAGAGUUUGUUCUCGCUGCCAGAGAGUUCUUCCUUCAGAUAACAAUGGCUUUGCUUCUUCUUCAUUUUGCAAAUUCUGCAAAUCAAAAGAACCAAAACUUCUCUAUCGGAUUCUCAUGUCAAUAGCAACAGAUGCAUCAGUGAAAACUGUGAUAUGCUUUGAUAGAGCUGCAACUGUUCUCUUUGGUUGUUCAGCUGAUGAGUUCUUCCACUUCACUAAGCUCAAUCCAUUAGCCGCAUCAAUGGUGAAUCAGGUCUUUGAUGGAGAAAUGCUUAGGAUGACGUUAACUCGGCCUCAAAACCGAAACGCGCAACACAUGAGAGUCGCUUCAGUUGUUCCUCUACGAUCAGGAGUUCAGCCUGCAAUUGUAACCUUGAGACAGAUUUGCACAAAGAAUGCUUCUUUAGGGAAUUUUUCUACAACAAAUCACAGUUCCUAAUGUUGGAGUACACAUAUAAAAUGCUACUAUCACAAGUUGUUUGAUAUCUUUUCUUACACUUCAUUUUGUCCAAAAUAUUCUCUACUUAGGCUAAGUUCCUCCUUGGAUUAUGUUCUAAUUUGGUUGUUAGAAAAUGACUUAAUAGUGGAUGUGGAAAAGUUUAAUUAAGUCUCACCUAAAGUUCAUUUGGUGAAAUUCCU